AUUUAGUGUUUAGUUAAAAGACAGCAUCUGGAACGUGGAGAUUUUCAAUUUUACGUUUAGUCUAGAAACUUCAGCACGAUGCUGUCUAGUCUCGUAAAGCAGCACCAGACCCGUCAGCAAGCACGCAAAGAAUUGCAGGAAAAGCGGAAGCGUGAUGCCAUUGUGGCUGCAACAGCACUUUCUCAUGUUCUUGUAGAUCAUCUUAAUGCUGGUGUUGCUCAGGCCUAUGUAAACCAAAAAAAGCUGGAUACUGAAACACGCAUUCUUCAGGCCAAUGCUGCACAGUUCUCCAAGCAGACGAUGCAGUGGCUGAAGUUGGUGGAGGACUUCAAUACUGCUCUUAAGGAAAUUGGAGAUGUAGAAAAUUGGGCGAAGAGUAUUGAAACCGACAUGAGGACAAUUUCGUCAGCCCUGGAAUAUGCCUAUAGGAAAAGUGUAUGACUGAUUCAAGUGGAAUGAAUAAGGCAUCUUUAACAAAGAACAUACUCGAGCUGUGAAAGUGCAAUAGGUCAUCUCCCUUUGACUACUUUUUGUAUCUACUAAAUGGUGAUUAAAGUUUAUAAAAUGAAACAUGAUUUUGCAUAUUAUAAUUUAUAUAAUUAUUUAUAAUUUAUAAAAUGAAUCCUGAUAAAGAUCUUUAACAAAAUCAACAUCAGACUGGGAAUAAUAAAGUGUUCUUAACCAUCUUAAGCUGACCCUACAGAUAACUCUUUUAACGUACUCCCUAAUCCAUUAUGUUCUUAUUUUACCUCUUUUUAUUUAUUUACUUGUUUGAAACCAGAUCUUGAUUGUAACAGGUUUAAGUAGCCUGCCUCCUAUAAUACUGUGAGAGUAAGAACAACAGAGGUAGGCUACUUUUAAGUGUACAAAAGAGAAUUAUUAGGUGGCCAUCAUCUUGAGUUUCCAUAUGCACUAAGUCCAAUCCACAUGUUUAGACAUGGUGAUACCAAGUACCAAUCAAAGUAUGUUCAGACAUGAUCAUACUUAAAAGAAUUAAACCCUACCAAUUAUA
Messenger RNA from Pomacea canaliculata, 1012 nucleotides. Its product is annotated as biogenesis of lysosome-related organelles complex 1 subunit 1-like. The record is from RefSeq and is a predicted model, not a curated record. Gene Ontology annotation, biological process: endosomal transport. Gene Ontology annotation, cellular component: BLOC-1 complex. The coding region runs from base 79 to 441 and encodes 120 amino acids. NCBI's taxonomy places the organism in Eukaryota, Metazoa, Mollusca, Gastropoda, Architaenioglossa, Ampullariidae. The transcript is spliced from 5 exons.